Messenger RNA from Nyctereutes procyonoides (raccoon dog), 2074 nucleotides. RefSeq names its product chaperonin containing TCP1 subunit 4 (gene CCT4). Gene Ontology annotation, molecular function: ATP-dependent protein folding chaperone; ATP hydrolysis activity; ATP binding. Gene Ontology annotation, biological process: protein folding. Bases 153 to 1772 code for a protein of 539 amino acids. The transcript is spliced from 14 exons. NCBI's taxonomy places the organism in Eukaryota, Metazoa, Chordata, Mammalia, Carnivora, Canidae. The record is from RefSeq and is a predicted model, not a curated record. Gene Ontology annotation, cellular component: chaperonin-containing T-complex.
CGCCUCCGCCUCCGCCUCCGCCUCCUCCCGGCGCCCGCGCCGCUUUCUGGAAGCUUCGUGAAGUCGGCGGGCGCGUUCCGUCCGUCGGCGGCCGGCAGGAAUCCGGGUCCAUCCGCCCCUCCCAGGCCCGCGCAGACCCCGCCGAGUUGGCCAUGCCCGAGAACGCGGCUCCGCGGAGCGGGGCGCCCGCCGCAGCCGCCGGCGGCCGCAGCAAAACCGCCUACCAGGACCGCGACAAGCCGGCGCAGAUCCGCUUCAGCAACAUCUCCGCGGCCAAAGCUGUUGCUGAUGCUAUUAGAACAAGCCUUGGACCAAAAGGAAUGGAUAAAAUGAUUCAAGAUGGAAAAGGCGAUGUGACCAUUACAAAUGAUGGUGCCACCAUUCUUAAACAAAUGCAAGUGUUACAUCCAGCAGCCAGAAUGCUGGUAGAGCUGUCUAAGGCACAAGAUAUAGAAGCAGGAGAUGGCACCACAUCAGUGGUCAUCAUUGCUGGCUCUCUCUUAGAUUCUUGUACCAAGCUUCUUCAGAAAGGGAUUCAUCCAACCAUCAUUUCUGAGUCAUUCCAGAAGGCUUUAGAAAAGGGUAUAGAAAUCUUGACUGACAUGUCUCGACCUGUGGAACUGAGUGACAGAGAAACUUUAUUAAAUAGUGCUACCACUUCCUUGAACUCAAAGGUUGUGUCUCAGUAUUCAAGUCUGCUUUCUCCAAUGAGUGUAAAUGCAGUGAUGAAAGUUAUUGACCCAGCCACGGCUACUAGUGUAGAUCUUAGAGACAUUAAAAUAGUUAAGAAACUUGGUGGGACAAUUGAUGACUGUGAGCUGGUAGAAGGGCUGGUACUUACUCAGAAGGUGGCAAAUUCUGGCAUAACUAGAGUUGAAAAGGCUAAGAUUGGGCUUAUUCAGUUUUGCUUAUCUGCUCCCAAAACGGAUAUGGAUAAUCAAAUUGUAGUUUCUGACUACGUCCAGAUGGAUCGAGUGCUUCGGGAGGAGAGAGCCUAUAUCCUCAAUUUAGUGAAGCAAAUUAAAAAAACAGGAUGUAAUGUCCUCCUCAUACAGAAGUCUAUCCUGAGAGAUGCUCUUAGUGAUCUUGCAUUACAUUUCCUGAACAAGAUGAAGAUUAUGGUAGUUAAGGAUAUUGAAAGAGAAGACAUUGAAUUCAUUUGUAAGACAAUUGGAACCAAGCCAGUUGCUCAUAUUGACCAAUUCACUGCUGAUAUGCUGGGAUCAGCUGAGUUAGCUGAGGAGGUCAAUUUAAAUGGUUCUGGCAAACUGCUUAAGAUUACAGGCUGUACAAGCCCCGGAAAAACAGUUACAAUUGUUGUUCGUGGAUCUAACAAAUUGGUGAUUGAAGAAGCUGAGCGCUCUAUUCAUGAUGCCCUGUGUGUUAUUCGCUGUUUAGUGAAGAAGAGAGCUCUUAUUGCAGGAGGUGGUGCUCCAGAGAUAGAAUUGGCCCUGCGGUUAACUGAAUAUUCACGAACAUUGAGUGGCAUGGAAUCCUACUGCGUUCGUGCUUUUGCAGAUGCUAUGGAAGUCAUUCCAUCCACACUAGCUGAAAAUGCUGGCCUGAAUCCCAUUUCUACAGUAACAGAACUAAGAAACCGACAUGCCCAAGGAGAAAAAACUACCGGGAUAAAUGUCCGAAAGGGUGGUAUUUCCAACAUUUUGGAGGAACUGGUUGUCCAGCCUUUGUUGGUUUCAGUCAGUGCACUGACUCUAGCAACUGAAACUGUCCGGAGCAUUCUGAAAAUUGAUGAUGUGGUAAAUACUCGGUAAUCGGAUUAACACCGGUCAACUGGUGCUGCUGUGGCCACUAACAGUGCAUCUGGAGUGGAAGAUCACCUUGGUGUUCUUGCUGUUUGGAAGAUUUGUUUCCUUUACAAAUCCCUAGGCCUGGUCUUCCAGUUGGCACUUGCUUGAAAAAUUGUAUUGAUACAACUUGAUUAAAAUAUUAAAUGUUUGAUUUCAAAAGGCAGAUUAAUUUAUUGGCCCUUGUCCCCCAACAGUCUGUUACUUCUGAUAUUCUUUAAAAAACCUGUGUAAGAAGAGAAAAAAAUGAAUUCACAUUUGCCUGUUGA